This is a messenger RNA of Dryobates pubescens (Downy woodpecker), 627 nucleotides long. It is a transcript of the gene WFDC3, whose product is annotated as WAP four-disulfide core domain 3. Gene Ontology annotation, cellular component: extracellular region. The record is from RefSeq and is a predicted model, not a curated record. The transcript is spliced from 5 exons. The coding region runs from base 1 to 627 and encodes 208 amino acids. Gene Ontology annotation, biological process: innate immune response; antibacterial humoral response. Gene Ontology annotation, molecular function: peptidase inhibitor activity. Lineage: Eukaryota; Metazoa; Chordata; Aves; Piciformes; Picidae.
AUGCCACAGGGCAGGUGCUCAGACCCUCAGGGGGAAGACAAACCUGGUGAGUGCCCGAGGGUGAGGCCGAGGCAGGCGCCGGAGCCGUGCGCGGAGCAGGAUUCCUGCGCCCACGACAGGGACUGUCCCCGGCAGGAGAAGUGCUGCUUCUCCGGCUGUGCCCUGCACUGUGCCCGCCCUGCCCGAGAGCACCCCGGGCAGUGCCCCCGGGCAGAGCCAUGCUGGGACCCCUGGCGCAGGCACAGGAGCCAGUGCCUGGAUGACAGCGUCUGCGGGCAAGGGGAGAAGUGCUGCCACACCGGCUGUGCCUGGCAGUGCCUGGCCAUGCCCACAGAGAGCCCGGGCGGGCCGCAGUGCGUGGCAGAGUGCCAGGACGACUCACAGUGCCCCCGCGGUCAGAGGUGCACCGGCACCGGCUGUGGCCGCGUCUGCAUGGACAUCCCUGGAGGCAGAGUGGGAGUGUGCCCCAUCCCUGGGGAGGCAGGGACGUGCGUGGACCUGUGCAGCUUUGACGAGGAGUGUCCCUGGGGCCAGAAGUGCUGCAGCAACGGCUGUGGCCACGUCUGCAUGCCAGCCUCUCUGCCAGGUCAGGCCCUGGCACUGGGCUGCGAUCCCCUACCCAGCUGA